GAGGACCGGAAACGAACGACAGUACAUCAACUUUGAACAAACGGAGCUGACCUAGACUAAAUCUACUGAUAAAAUUUAUUAUUUUAUUUAUCUGGUGCAAGUGCGGAGAAAGGUCUUUGGCCAAUUUAAUGCUCCGAUAAGUAUAGUCAAGACGUAUUCAUUAUCGGCGUAUAUUGUGGCCAAGGAAAACAAGAAGAUAUAAAUGAGAUUUUAAAACCCUUUAUUAUAGAAACAAUUCAAAUCAUGUGUAGUGGAAUAGAGUUUCAUGGAAGUCGUUACACUCUAAACAUUUAUGCAUUUGUCCUUGAUGCACCAGCAAAAGCCUUUGUGCUAGCAGUCAAAUACCACAGUGGUUAUAACUCAUGUACCAAAUGUACAAUAGAAGGUAUAAUGUACAGAUGUGUGUGCUUUCCAGGGAAAAUUGGUGUACUCCGAACCGAUGUGGAAUUUAGAAACAGUGCAUAUCAAGAUGACUACCAAAGAUCCAAAUCAAUAAUAAAUACUAUUCCUAAUUUAGGAUUAGUUACAUACGUGCUAUUAGAUGCUAUGCAUUUGGUAUAUUUAGGUUGUACCAAAAAAUUAUUGUUGAUGUGGCUAUGUUCUAAGAUACGUUAUAAAUUGCCUCAACUUAAACAAGAUAGCAUUUCAGAUAAUCUAUUAGCUCUAAGAGAGUACAUCCCAUAUGAUUUUGCUAGAAAAUCUAGACACUUAAAGUAUAUAAAGUUUUUCAAAGCCACGGAAUACCGUCAAUUUUUGCUAUACACUGAACCCAUUGAUUUUUUAACUUUACAUGCUGCUAUCAAUAUAUUGAGCACUCCUAUACUCUGUGCAGAUGAGGCCUACAUUGACUAUGCUGAACAAUUAUUAAGUAAAUUUGUAGAAGAUUUAAGCUCACUAUAUGGACCAGAAUACAUUACGUACAAUUUUCACAAUUUGCAACAUUUAGCAAAUGAUGUCAGGAGGUACGGUCAACUUGAAAACUUUUCUGCAUUCCGAUUUGAAAAUUUUAUUUGUCGUAUUAAAAGAUUGAUUUGCACAGGGAAUGCACCUUUACAACAAUUGAUGCGAAGAUGUGCUGAGAUAGAAGGAAUGCACAACAUUGUUGAUAAUAUGUCAAAAGACGUUCUUUUAAAAAUGCAACGCACAGAAGGCCCUUCGGCAUUAGAUUGUGCCUCAAAUGUAUCACAGUACAAAAUAGUUGUAUUUAAUGAAAUGAAAUUAAAUUGCAAAGAUGGCAAAAAUAUGUGCAUAUUAGUUGAUAACAAAAUAGUAGUUAAUGCUUUAAAUUUUGUUAAAAAAAAGUAAUGAAAUAUAUGUGGUAGGACAACGAAUGAAAAUAUUAGGUAACUUUUAUGAGAAUCGUCUGCCGUCAAGUGCAUUAGGAAUACACGUUGUACGCAAUAUUCAAAGCGAUAUCGAGACAUGGAGCUUGAAAAAUAUAACUGCGAAAUUGUGUCGAUUUCCUUAUAAUGAUAAUUAUGUUGUGUUCCCUGUAUUACACACAUCUUAUGCUAAUAACUAAUAAAAUCAUACAUUAGGUUGUAAUGUUAAUUUCAAGUAAGAUUAUGAAAACUAGUAUAUUAUUAUGACCUUAAUAUUUAUUGAUUUGAAAAAAUAAAUAGCGAAGAGCAAGUGGUAAAUAAUGCCGUUAUUCCUAGUAAACCAGCCGGUCGACGAAAUAUCCGCAAAUUUGACGAUGAGGAAGUGGCUGAAGGAACAAGACGAGUCGGUAGAAUUGAAGAAAAUCGCCACCAACGUCUGGCUGAACGCAAAAAACAACAUCAAGUAUUAUCAGCAGAAAAAAAAACGAAGAAAAGGAUACCUUAAUCCUAGACUUUGACAUUGAGGAAAAAGUCGAUCUUAUAAUGGUGGAUAGAGGCCUGGUCAAGUUCCUAAAACCCCAUCAAGCAGAAGGCGUGAAAAGUAUUAAGAUGGAUGUAGAGAAAAAAAGAGCUGAUAAAAGUCGACUGCAGGAAUUAGAGGAGUUUGCUCAGGAAUGUUGUGAAUCGCAAGAAAAAAGAGAAAAACAUGAUUUUGUAUCGCCAGAGCAAGAUAUUACACCCAGUAGCGAUGACAUGAAAACUGAACACUAUGUGGUUGCUAGCGAUUAUAAUGCUUUCGAUGAUUUUAGUGAAAGCGAAGAAGAGGUAGUCCCAGAUCAAUCAGGAAUGGAAGAAAUUAAGGCAAUUAAAGCUUGGGUAAUCGACAACAAUAUUCCAUAUCAGAGUGUAGACAAACUACUGUUAAUUCUGAAGAAAAGAUUAUUGCCACAAAUUCCAAAUAAUACACAAAUGUUAUUAAAAUGGGAUUGUAAUAAUUUUGACAACGUAGAUAAUGCGGAAGUGAGUGAUAGACCAAUGGGCAUACAAAAAGCUUUGAACAAUCCAAAUAAUGAUGCAAGCAAUAUUGACAUCAUUAAAAUGGAAACUAUCGAUUGCAAAACCGAUUUUGAAUUCUUUGUCACAAAAUCGCUUACAGCUAUUGCCAGGGAUGUUGCUGAUAUCAAAGCCAAACAAGAUGCUAUGAGUGCGAGCAUGGGUUUCAUGAAAUUGAGACAGGAUGAGACUGUCUUUUUUCUUCUGGAUAAGAAAGCUGCAACGUUGACUAAUGCUGUUGUUGAUUUUGCUAAGAAAUAUUAGUAUUCCUUUCCGAAAACUUCAUUAGAAAAGUUUUUAGAAUUCGAUAAAGCAUUGGAAAAUAACAAAUUUUUAAGAUUUGAUGUAAGUAUUCAACUCUGCGAUCUCCUGGAUCCUGAUCUAGUUAUAACUAAAUCUAUGUUAAGGAUGGCGUGAAGUUUAUGUGGGAAUUCUGCUUUGAGACUUGCUCUAGAGCAAGUCAAAAGCUCUGAGGGCUCUGGUUGCAUUCUUGCACAUUGUAUGGGUCUAGGUUCCAAAACCUUCCAAAUUGUCACUCUCGUACAUACAAUACAGGUGAAUAAAGCUACAGGAAUCAACACUGUCAUGGUUGUGUGCCCAAUGAACACUAUAUUCUCAACUGGGUGGAGGAGUUUGACAUGUGGUUGACACAUGCUGAGAAUUAAAAAAUAAUACGUGUUUACGACUUAACGCAAAUAAAAAAGACUUCGAGUAGGAUCGCCCAACUGAAGUUUUGGCACGAUCUUGGUGGGGUCUUGGUUAUUAGCUACGACAUGUUUCGAUUAUUCACGUCCUACGAAAAACAAGUGAAUCCCCAGCAGAGCCAAAAGAUGAGGUCGUAUUUACUGAAUCCUGGUGCUGAUUUCGUAGUCUGCGACGAAGGGCAUUUACUAAAGAAUGAGGCUUCUCCGCUAGCUAAUAGGAUGCAAAGCGUACGGAAAAAAGGAGAGUUAUACUUACGGGCAUGCCACUUCAGAAUAACUUGAGCGAAUAUCAUUGCAUGGUUCAGUUUGUGAAGCCGAAUCUUCUUGGUACCAAACAGGUAGGAAACAGGUUUGACAAUCCAAUAGUAAAUAGUCAGUUAGACAACUCUACGGCGAAAGACGUGAAGCUCGUGAAGCAGAGAGCUCACGUUCUUCACAGGAUGUUAGAGGACUGCGUUCAGCGCUGCGAUUACGCGGUGCUCGCGCCGUUUUUACCACCAAAGCAAGAGUUGUUAUUUUGCUUCGGUUGAGCGAAUUGCAGAUUGAGAUGUACAGAUACUUCAUCGAAAAUAUCCCCAGGAUCGAUGCAAAGCACUCUAGACUGUUUAAAAAUGUGGGAAUAUAUAUAGACCAUACGCAUUAUGCCCAUGUACAGGAGUGGGGAGCACCAUGUUGGCAUCUCCGUGAGAAGCGGCGCUGCGCGCCACUUGCUUCCGAGCUACUGAUCGGUGUGCAUCGCCUGUAACUCUUAUCGAAUAAAGCCUUUUACUUACGACCGAA
Molecule: messenger RNA, 3859 nt
Organism: Nasonia vitripennis (jewel wasp)
Lineage: Eukaryota; Metazoa; Arthropoda; Insecta; Hymenoptera; Pteromalidae
Exons: 8
Coding region: 1866-2639 (257 amino acids)
Source: RefSeq, a predicted model, not a curated record